AUGGGGACAGCAGUAACGGGGACAGCAGUAACGGGGACAGCAGUAACGGGGACAGCAGUAACAGUAAAGCAUCAUGGGGACAGCAGUAAUGGGGACAGCAGUAAUGGGGACAGCUGUAAUGGGGACAGCAGUAACGGGGACAGCAGUAAUGGGGACAGCAGUAACGGGGACAGCAGUAACGGGGACAACAGUAACGGGGACAGCAGUAAUGGGGACAGCAGUAAUGGGGACAGCAGUAACGGGGACAGCAGUAUUGGGGACAGCAGUAACGGGGACAGCAGUAAUGGGGACAGCAGUAAUGGGGACAGCAGUAACGGGGACAGCAGUAACGGGGACAGCAGUAACGGGGACAGCAGUAAUGGGGACAGCAGUAACGGGGACAGCAGUAAUGGGGACAGCAGUAACGGGGACAGCAGUAACGGGGACAGCAGUAACGGGGACAGCAGUAAUGGGGACAACAGUAAUGGGGACAGCAGUAAUGGGGACAGCAGUAAUGGGGACAGCAGUAACUUAAAGCAUCAUGGGGACAGCAGUAACGGGGACAGCAGUAACGGGGACAGCAGUAACGGGGACAGCAGUAACGAGGACAGCAGUAAUGGGGACAGCAGUAACGGGGACAGCAGUAAUGGGGACAGCAGUAAUGGGGACAGCAGUAACGGGGACAGCAGUAACGGGGACAGCAGUAACGGGGACAGCAGUAAUGGGGACAGCAGUAAUGGGGACAACAGUAAUGGAGACAACUGUAAUGGGGACAGCAGUAAUGGGGACAGCAGUAAUGGCGACAGCAGUAAUGGGGACAGCAGUAACAGGGACCCUGGAACAGCAGCACCCUGUCCACCCUCACCCCGGUCGGUUCACAGUUAUGGUUCCCCCCGCAGGAUGGAAUCUGGUCAGAAGUCUCGGCACUGGCUGGAGUGGAAAGUUCGCACACCCUCACCUUUUAAAAAGAAACAAAGACAAGAGACGUCGUUAAUCUGGGACUAG
Messenger RNA from Salvelinus fontinalis (brook trout), 984 nucleotides. Its product is annotated as N66 matrix protein-like. The transcript has 3 exons. NCBI's taxonomy places the organism in Eukaryota, Metazoa, Chordata, Actinopteri, Salmoniformes, Salmonidae. The coding region runs from base 1 to 984 and encodes 327 amino acids. The record is from RefSeq and is a predicted model, not a curated record.